Symphalangus syndactylus (siamang) is the source of this 3155-nucleotide messenger RNA. It is a transcript of the gene SGO1, whose product is annotated as shugoshin 1. Gene Ontology annotation, cellular component: nucleus; chromosome, centromeric region. Lineage: Eukaryota; Metazoa; Chordata; Mammalia; Primates; Hylobatidae. The record is from RefSeq and is a predicted model, not a curated record. Gene Ontology annotation, biological process: meiotic chromosome segregation.
UCUGCCUGCGACGGUGGUGUUGGGUGCAUCCCGCGCCACGUGAUCGCCUCCCAGCCAACCAAUGGAGGAGCGAGGCGGAAAAUUUCGAAUGUGGCGGCGGUAGUUCCAGGCUACGGGGGACGGUGGUACGAUCCCGGAGGGGCCAGGAGGCGGGGCUCGCGCGUGGCGGGAGAGCUUCGAGAGCCUUGAAAUGUGAGGAGGAGGAAGAUAGCUGUUGCAGAAGUAGUGGCCAAGGUAUCGUUCUGGACGCGCCUGCGGCAGGAGGGUCGCCGCGUCCACUUCCGCCAACCCCACCUCCCCUCGGCCUUCCUGGAGUCCCGGAAAGAGGAAGAAGUAGGUUUUAAGGCAAAAUAUGGCCAAGGAAAGAUGCCUGAAAAAGUCCUUUCAAGAUAGUCUUGAAGACAUAAAGAAGCGUAUGAAAGAGAAAAGGAAUAAAAACUUGGCAGAGAUUGGCAAACGCAGGUCUUUUAUAGCUGCACCAUGCCAAAUAAUCACCAACACUUCUACACUGCUGAAAAAUUACCAAGACAACAACAAAAUGUUAGUUUUAGCUUUGGAAAAUGAGAAAUCCAAAGUGAGAGAAGCCCAAGAUAUCAUCCUACAGCUGAGAAAAGAAUGUUACUAUCUCACAUGUCAGCUAUAUGCAUUGAAAGGAAAACUUACAUCACAACAAACAGAAGAAACUGCUCAGAACCAGGAAAUAUCUUCCUCUGGAAUGGACCCCAAUAGUGAUGACAGCUCCAGAAAUUUAUUUGUGAAGGAUUUACCGCAAAUUCCUCUUGAAGAAAGUGAACUUCCAGGAAAAGGAGAAUCAUUUCAAAUAGAAGAUCAGAUACCUACUAUUCCUCAAGACACACUGGGAGUUGAUUUUGAUUCAGGUGAAGCUGAGUCCACUGAUAAUGUCUUACCUAGAACUGUAUCUGUCCGUAGCAGUUUAAAGAAACAUUGUAACAGUGUAUGUCAGUUUGAUAGCUUGGAUGAUUUUGAAACCAGUCAUUUGGCAGGGAAGUCUUUUGAAUUCGAAAGAUUUGGCUUUUUAGACCCACUAGUAAACAUGCACAGACCUGAAAAUGUACAACACAAUGCUUGUCAAUGGAGCAAGGACCAAGUUAACUUAUCACCAAAGCUGAUUCAGCCAGGAACGUUUACUAAAACAAAAGAAGAAAUUUUAGAAUGUAAAUCUGAACAAACUAAAAGUAAGCAACGAGAUACACAAGAAAGAAAAAGAGGAGAGAAAAGAAAAGCUAACAGGAGAAAAUCAAAACGUAUGUCAAAAUAUAAAGAGAAUAAAAGCGAAAAUAAAAAAACUGUUUCCAAAAAAAAAAUGCACAAAUCUGUCAGUUCCAAUGAUGCUUACAAUUUUAAUUUGGAAGAGGGUGUUCAUCUUACUCCUUUCCGACAAAAAAUGAGCAAUGACUCUAAAAGAGAAGAAAACAACGAGUCUGAAGUGAGCCUCUGUGAAUUGAGUGGUUCAGGAGAUGAUUCCGAUGACCUCUAUUUGCCCACUUGCAAGUACAUUCAGAAUCCCACCAGCGAUUCAUAUAGAAGACCAGUUACCAGGCCUCUAGCUAAAAGAGCACUGAAAUAUACAGAUGAAAAAGAGACAGAGGGUUCUAAGCCAACAAAAACUCCUACUAGUACACUACCUGAAACUCACCAGUCACCUCAUCUUACCCUGAAGGAUAUCACCAAUGUCUCCUUGUAUCCUGUUGUGAAAAUCAGAAGACUUUCUCUUUCUCCAAAAAAGAAUAAAGCAAGCCCAGCAGUGGCUCUACCUAAACGUAGGUGCACAGCCAGCGUGAACUAUAAGGAGCCCACCCUCGCUUCGAAACUGAGAAGAGGGGACCCUUUUACAGAUUUGUGUUUUUUGAAUUCUCCUAUUUUCAAGCAGAAAAAGGAUUUGAGACAUUCUAAAAAAAGUAUGAAACAAAUACAAUGAAGGUUUUAUUGGAUAUUGUUUAAAUUCAAUCUACACCUCUUCCUGUUGCUUCAGGAGAGGAUCUGUAAGAGUACACAAACGGAGUGAGCCAUUGCCAUAGAAUAUUCUCUUGACAGGACCCUAGCUCAUAAACAUUUCUUCAGAACUAUACUUCAAAUGGGAUGCUUUGUAUUAAAACUUUAAUAAAUUUAUUUUUUCUUUUGAAUAUAAAUAACUGAGCUUAAGCAUUAUCAUCAUAUCGAUUUCUUAUGCUGCCUAAACCUCUUAAUUUUAGUCGAAAUAUAUCUUUUUUUUUUUUUUUCGGAGGCAGAAUUUCAUUCUUGUUGCCAGGCUGGAGUGCAAUGGCGCAAUCUCAGCUCACCGCAACCUCCGCCUCCCAGGUUCAAGCGAUUCUCCUGCCUCAGACUCCCGAGUAGCUGGGACUACAGGCAUAUGUCACUACGCCCAGCUAAUUUUGUAUUUUUAGUAGAGACAGGGUUUCUCCAUGUUGGUCAGGUUGGUCUCGAACUCCCAACCUCAGGUGAUCUGCCCGCCUCGGACUCCCAAACUGCUGAUUACUGAGCCACUGCGCCCAGCCCAAAAUGUAUCUUAUACAAACAUUGUAGAAAUGAAUAAUGAUUACUCAAAUUAAGAUCUUUUAAUCAUAAGCUUCUGGCAUCUCUAUUUUUCCCUUAAGUAGGGGAUACUAAAGUGAAUGAUUUUCUAAGAGGAUCUUUUGAAACUCUUUAGUACAAUAUUUGAGUAAAAUAAAUUAUUGUGGAUCUUUUGAAACUCUGUGUAGUAUUCAAGUAAAAUAAAUAUUUGACAUUUACAGUAGGGUACAUGCUAAGUUGUUUACGAAUUCCUUAUACCACUGUUGUAUUUAAUUUUUCAGAUAAAAUACGUAUGGGAAAAUGACUAGAGAAAUUGAUUCUUUUUUAGGCCCAGGGACAAGAUAAGUGACUAACUGUGAACCCCAAGCUCUAAUUGUAUGUUCAGAGUGAUGUCUCAAUAAAAUUACAAAUGUUAUGUACUUUCAGGAUAGCUCCUUAUUUAGUCAGAAAUCUCAAAGAUUAAAUGUGUGAAUAUUUAGGGUUUUUGCAUAUUUUUGAUCAACCAAUGAAAGGGAAUCAGUUCAGUUCAGAAAGUUUGAUGUCUAUACUUGUAUAUACCUCUUUAAAUUUUAGAACUUUGUAGGUUAUUCAUUUUUAAAGAGCAAUAAAGUUUGUAUAAGAUA